UGCGUGGUUGCAACUUGUUUACAAUAUGACGACUUUUUUGCAAGGGAGAAUGCGGUGUACUUUAGUGUGUAUAGCACAGUAAAAGUCGAUAAAUCAAACGACUUCAUUGCUUUUAUGUUUAAAUAAUUUAUAAGUAUUAAAAGAAACAAACAUAUUUUCUCUAAGUGUGAUGCUGAUACUUUUGUUCGUGUAUUAUUUAACUCUGAUGAUGUAAACAUGUCCCAGUUUACGAAAAAAGGAAAGAAACAUUUCAUAAGAGAAUCUGGCUCUGAUAUAUCUGCUGAUUCGGAGGAUGUGAAUAAACUUUUUAAACAGAAACAAAGUCCAAAAUGGUUACAUGAGGAUGAAACGGAUACAGCUGCAAGUUCUGAUUUAUGUAAAAGCCAUACUUAUGGACCAGUCCACAGUACUCCGACUGAUUCAAAGAAACUUACAUCUUACUCUAUGGGAACUACAGAUGAAAGUCUGGGAAUUGUGCGAGAACUUGAUUUUCAGCCCAAGAGUUCUGAAGAUGUAGACCUGGAAGGGUGUGUAAAACGUUUACAGGUGAAUACAGUAUAUUCCUUUUCCACCAAUGGCAGCGGACGUGCUGUUACAAAACUUCAUGCUCUGUGA
Octopus bimaculoides (California two-spot octopus) is the source of this 615-nucleotide messenger RNA. Its product is annotated as centrosomal protein of 162 kDa. Gene Ontology annotation, biological process: cilium assembly. NCBI's taxonomy places the organism in Eukaryota, Metazoa, Mollusca, Cephalopoda, Octopoda, Octopodidae. The record is from RefSeq and is a predicted model, not a curated record. Gene Ontology annotation, cellular component: centriole; axonemal microtubule.